Messenger RNA from Colletotrichum spaethianum, 1356 nucleotides. RefSeq names its product global transcription regulator sge1. The record is from RefSeq and is a predicted model, not a curated record. The coding region runs from base 1 to 1356 and encodes 451 amino acids. NCBI's taxonomy places the organism in Eukaryota, Fungi, Ascomycota, Sordariomycetes, Glomerellales, Glomerellaceae. The transcript has a single exon. Gene Ontology annotation, molecular function: DNA binding.
AUGGCAAACUCCAACGUUCCGCUAAACCCAACCUUCUUUGGCCAUGUUGCCUCCACUUUGGAUGCUUUGGUCCUAUUCGAGGCAUGCCUGAGUAGUGCCCUGCAUCACGUCCCCCGACGACCUCACGACCGAGAACGCCAAGAUCUCAUAAAGAGCGGCAACGUUUUCAUCUACGAGGAACACUCAUCCGGCAUCAAGCGCUGGACUGACGGCGUUGCCUGGAGCCCCAGUCGGAUCUUGGGCAACUUCCUCAUUUAUCGCGAGCUCGACAGACCAUUCCCUCCUGGCGAGAAGAAGCGCGCCAUGAAGCGCAACAAGAAGCCCACGGGUGUCACAAAGCCCGAGGUUGCACGCCAAGGAAGCGUCAACGGGACAGGCGCCAACAUGGGCAUGGGAGACGGCUCCCAGGGCAACAAGGAAGCAGAACGCGCGCUCAUCGGGUCUCUGGUCGACUCGUAUCCUUUCAAGGAAAACGGCCUGGUCAAGAAGACAAUCAGCGUUACGUAUCAAGGCGUGCCGCAUCACCUGGUGUCCUACUACAACGUGGAAGAUGUCACGGAAGGAAAACUCAUGACUCCUUCAAAGGACCACCAGCUCUCGACAAUCAUUCCCCGCGGGGAGCUGAUCAUGUCCCAAAACUUCCGGGCCCCUAUCGACGAGGUCGAGAUGGACGACUCUCGUGGCGCCCACGGCCUCUUCGCUCACGCAUACCCAGUCAACGGCCACCAUCACCAGAGCCUAUCGCGGGCCAUGUCGGUGCCUUCGCUGCACCACAUGGGCGGUGGCAUGGGCGGGCCUCAAUUUGGGCAACCGCCCUACAUGUCAUCAUAUUUAAGCAGUGUCCCGGGAUCCGUGAGCAACGUGGGCUACGCACAAGCCCAGCACCCAAGCUACGGCUAUGACAACAUCAGCCGAGCCGGUCGUUAUCCCUCCAGUGCCGGGUUGGCCCCCGACAUGUCGCGAACCAUGGCCCUGGAGUCGCAGCAUCAUCCUAGGCGGCACUCGACAGCUUACGAACCUACUUCGGGGCCAGACAUGAGUCUUGCCAGCAACUUGCCAGCCGUACCAACGGAUCCUUCGCGGGGCAUGGGUGGAAACUACAUGACUUCGAUGCUAUACUCGCAGCAACGCGUUCACGAUCUGUCGCCACAUGAGCCUUUUCCCUCUCCCUCUCCUCGAAACGUUCACUCGGAAUCGGGCAUGGGCGGUGACCGGUCGAUACAAUCCUUUGACGGAUUGAGUAGUCGCGAGACUUGGAAUUCCUUUGAACAACUAGAGGAAGACCAAGGACAAUACAUCUCCCAGGGAAAUGCGGCUUGGCCGGGCAGCAGCAGCAACUCAUUGGGUAGAACUUGA